Messenger RNA from Aspergillus clavatus NRRL 1, 2169 nucleotides. RefSeq lists its product as uncharacterized. The record is from RefSeq and is a predicted model, not a curated record. NCBI's taxonomy places the organism in Eukaryota, Fungi, Ascomycota, Eurotiomycetes, Eurotiales, Aspergillaceae. The coding region runs from base 1 to 2169 and encodes 722 amino acids. The transcript has 2 exons.
AUGACUUCGGCAGAUACUGCUUCGCUGCCCUCCCAAGAUGACUCGAGAUCCAACUCCUCGGUGAACCUCCGGUCCGAGAGGCACGAGAGCAUGACCAAGUCCCUCUUCUCGCGGGGAAGUCGAAUCCUACGCCGCCAGGGCAGUAAGUUCAACAUCGCUGCAACGCUGGACGAGGAGGAGGAAGUGGAACGAGAGAAGUCCCGGUUCGAGGUCUCGGAUCUUUUUAAUCGUCACCACAAGUCGCGCCAAAGUGAUGUCCAUGACAGUUUGAAGAGUCUCAUCUCCGACCCCUUUGAUUUCCACCAUCUCACUCAUACGAGUCCAUCUCAGUUCCAGGAAUUGGACAGAACCGGAGAAAAUGAUCUAGUCACCGAGUUCUCUGCCAUUCGUGCCUCCCAGAGACCCAUUACUGAGCUCAAAGGUAUCCGAGCAGAGGACCUUCAUUUCCGAGGUUUCUCAUCGGAGGAUCUUACCAAUGGCGGCUCAAGUCUCGUAGAUCACCGAGCUUCUCCCACCCCAACCAGCCCACCUGGCUCUCCCGGUACUGUAUCUUCCAUCAGUCCAAAACAGCUGGAUUCCAGGGCCAGGAGAGAAUCGCGCGUCUGUGAGAACUUCUCUCGCCCCGUAGCGAAAUACUCCAGGGCAACAUCGACUACCCCUCCCCCGAGGGCCACCUCCCCCCAGCUCACUCCUUCGCCGGAUAUGUCCGAACCUGCACCGCGCGCCAUCGAUGAGAUUCUGGGCCUGUCUUCGCAGCCCACGUACCCAGAACACGUGUAUGGCAAUUCCUCCGACGCCGAACGGACCUAUUCUCUAUCUCACAUCAACGUUGAGGGGAUGAUUUUACCCGAGAUUGCGCAAGGUCUCAUUAAAAAGGCGACUCCCGAAACAGUUGAGGCAAGAACCUCGUCUGUAUCGCUUCCUAGCCUGUCGUCGGUGUUGGAGGAAGUCCCGGAAGAGCUAAGCUCUACUCACUGGCAUGACAGCCCCGAUGCGAAUGCGCGUGGAGCCGAGGUUCCCAUCUCUCCUGGAACCCAACGCAAAUCCCAGCUCUCCAUCUCUGUCGCUGAGGAGUUGUCCCAGAAGUUCACGGAAGCGCUGGGGUCUCCGGUUCUGCCUCAGUAUCGCCUGUUUCAGAGCAUUGCGCCCAAUGACCAGAUGGUUGGAGGACCUGUUCGCAGGCGGUCGUCCGCCCGCCGCAAGCCCACCUAUGAGACCAUUUAUGAGUCCUGGGAUGCUGAUAUCGACUAUUGCUACGAGCACGCGGCAGAAUCAACCUGCAACUUCGAUUGGUCGCGCAAUUCCCUGGAUGAACCCCGAUCAACCGAAACGGACAAUACUCUUCGCGCGGUGUCUGGCGGGACACGGCUGGACCAAGACGCCCGACUUCUUCAACCCAUUCACCUCAGCACUUCGUCACUCCCCACUCCUGAUUUGGAUCCCAGCCCAUCCCGCUCCCUGAUGAGCUCGCAGGUAGCUGUGACCCCGUCCAGUGCAGAGUACGAGACUGAAAUCGUCGCCGCCGGUGGUGCCGAUUAUUUCCAGCCUGUCAAUUUCUCACCUGCGCUGGGGAAACAGAUUCCGCAGGACACUCUGUACGAGGAGUACCUGGAGGCCGAUUCGGAGUCAGACCGACAUUUCUCCUUCUGCCCUCAAGGGCUGAUCCACGGCAUGGAGCAUCCUGUGUCCCCCCGGAGUAGCUUUUCUCCCAUCAGCAAGUGCAACUCGCAGGAGAGUCUCAUCCUCUCCCGCACCGCAUCGAUCGUCCAUAAACACCGAUCUUCUAUCUCGACGACAAGUGUCCCCGAGCUGGUGCAUAGCCUGGCAAGCAGUCGGGAAUUGUCAUCGAUGGAGCAUUUGCCUAGCUCGGAUCAACCGGGACCCCCAGAGGCUCCCUCCCACCGUCGCCCGACAAAGAGCUUGGCACGAGAGAUUGAGACCCAGAUCAUGCGAGCUGAAAGGAACUGCAGCCCUAAUUCUGCGGAUUUGGCUCAGCCAGCUGGCUCGGUGCAUGAUCGCGCCAAGUCUGUCUCGGAAGUUGAAGCUUCCCGGACCGCCAGGGCUGUCAAGGGUACUGCAUCAGCACCAUUCCCGCCGAUUCCAGUGAAAAGCCCGAAUCGGAAGAAAGGCAGAGCAUCGUACUCCCUUUUCCCUUCUGCAGCAGCUUGA